GGCCACAGUCUAACACUAACAACAGUCUAAAAUAACAUUUUUUUUUAAUUACAAGAAAUACAGAGCAAUACAAAAGUGAAGAAGAGCAAAACGUGGAACGCCAACGAUCCUCCAUCCCUGGUCGUACUUUCGCGAAUUCUCCCCGGCUUCCCACUUCUCAAUUCCUCUUAAGCCAUUUCGGCUGGUUCGAUUUAUCCCCGAUUUUGUAUUUUGGCCUGGACACCUACACAGAAACUCAUUUAAUAUGGAGGAAGCUAUGCUGGCCGUAAUCAAUGGACUUAUGGAUCCGGACACAGAACGGAUUCGCCAGUCGACGGCCCAGUUGAUGAAGGCCUAUGAGAAUCCCGAUACCUUCUUGUGUCUCACUCAGAUCGUAAUUUCGGACAAACCGAUCCCGGUGCGUCGGUAUGCCGCCGUACUCCUCAAGAAGCGGUUCAACAAGCUGCGUCACUGGCAGAUGGUUCCUGCCGAGCAUCAAAAAGCCAUUAAAUUGACCAUGCUGCAGGUCCUCGCCAGCGAACAAGAAAAAAACGUUAGGAGUGCGGUAGCCCAGUUGAUUGGCAACCUAGUGCGUCACGAGGCGGAAAAGGAAGAUUCCUGGAUGACAGAAUUGCUUAAGUUCAUCUACGAUCGCUGCAGUAGUUCCAAUCCGAAGGAGAGGGAACUUGGCGCCUCAAUUUUCUCGAAGCUAACAGAUUCUGCUCCCGACCAGUUUGCGUUACACAUGGAGACCAUUUUUCAGUUGUUUGCGGGUGUUCUAGUAACCGCCGAGGCGUCCGGCGACCUGGCUAAUCUCGCAGUGUAUGAUAUGCUAGUAGGCACAUGCUAUCUGUUGCCGUUCGUCAGCGGACAUAGUGGUGCGGAGCAGACGGUGGUUAAGGCGGUGCCGCUGAUCCUCAAGGCAUUGCAAGCGUUCGCCGAGAAGGGAGAUAGUAACCAGUUUAUGGGCGCUUUUGAUAUUAUGGACGGUAUUUGCGAAUAUGUGCCUCAUUUGCUGACCAGUAAUGUCAAGCAGCUGCUGGAGUUUUGCCUACUUACAGCGAGAAACAAGAAGCUCGAUGAUUCAAUUCGCGUUCAGGUAAUAUCCUAUGUGGGCAGCCUAAUGCGCCUUAAGAAAAAAGUGAUCAUGAAACAGAAACUACUGGAGCCCACCUUAGCCGUUAUUUUUGAAGUGAUGUGCGAGGACACCAACGAUGAAGACGAUGAUUACUAUUCCUCGGAAAGUUCCAAUACCCCGGCAAAAACAGCCACACAGACCAUGGACCUAAUGGCUCUUCACAUGUCGCCGGAGAAAUUCAUUCCGCCACUGCUUCAGCUGUUGGAGCCUGCAUUGCAGAGCCCGGAUCCUAUGUGUCGGCGCUCAUCUUUUAUUUGCAUGGGCGUCAUUGCCGAGGGCUGUUCGGAUGCCAUCGUACAUAAGUAUCUGGAGAUCAUGCUUAACAUCAUCAAAGCCGGAAUUGCUGACUCCGCUAUGAUGGUGCGCGUUGCAGCAUUCUUCGCUCUUGGCCAGUUCGCUGAGUAUCUGCAGCCAGCAGUUUCAAAGUUUGCGUCCCAGAUUCUGCCCGUGCUGUUUGACUAUCUAAGCCAGCUGGUAGUAGAACUUAAGAUGGGUCAGCCGGAACCGAAGCAUAUGGAUCGAAUGUUCUAUGCUCUGGAGACCUUCUGCGAGAAUUUGGAACAGGAUAUUGUUCCACAUUUGCCCAUCCUAAUGGAUCGUUUGUUUGGAAUAUUGGAACCCCAGCACUCAAUGCGCAUACGUGAACUAGCUUUGUCGUCCAUCGCGUCGGUGUCUAGUGCAGCUAAAACGAACUUGAUGCCAUAUUUCCCCAAAAUAAUGGUCAGUCUGCAAGCCUGUCUCGUAAAGGAGUGUCCGCCGGAAAUGGAAACACUACGCAUUCAAGCUAUCGACACACUUGCUGCGCUAAGUCGCGAUUUGGGAAAGGAGAACUUUAUUCCACUUGCCGAUGACACAAUGAACUUUUGCCUGAUGAUGCUGGCAGAUGGACCUGACGAUCCAGAUUUUCGGCGGGCCAUAUAUAAUUUGAUUGCUUCCCUGUCAUCAGUUGUCAAUGAAAGCAUGGCCACUGUUUUCCCCAAAAUCAUAGAUCGUAUAUUGGAGUCUGUCAUUUCUUCGGAGGAUGUUUUACCGAAUUUGUCGGAUAGCCCUGAGAGGGAUUUGAUCUUGGGAUCGGGUAAUGAUAUCGAUCUUGAGCACACAGACGAUGAGGACGACUCUGAGGAUCUGGACGGGUUCCAAGUAGAAAACGAUUAUGUCAUCGAGAAGGAGGAGGCUAUUUUGGCACUCAAGGAAUUUGCUGAACAUACGGGAGCUGCUUUUGCACCGUAUUUGCAGUCGGCGUUCGAGAACGUCUACAAGAUGAUCGACCAUCCACAGGACGAUGUCCGAAAAGCGUGCGCCGAUGCCCUCUGUGGGUUUAUCGUGGCUCUUAGUAAAUUGGGAAAUGAAGCCGGCUUGAAGCUCGCUUGCGAGAUUGCCAUUCCAAAGUUCGCACAUAUGUUGCGCACUGACGACGAUGUGGCGGUUGUCGUUCACCUGCUUCAGGGACUCGCCGAUCUCUUUAAGGAUGUUAAGGCCCCGGCCAUAACCAGCCAGGAGCACGCUGACUUAAUCUUUGGCUGUAUUAGGGACAUCUUUGUCAACAAAAUGGCGUGCCAGUUUACUGAACAAAGCGGCGGCGGCGAUGAGGAGGAUACUGAGGACAGCGAGUACGAGGAGUUGCUAAUCGAAAAUGCUGCCAAUCUUUUGCCAAUGUUUGGCUAUACUCUACAGCCAGAAUCUUUCUCGCUAUACUUCGGGCGUCUUUACCAAUUCUACAUCCAAAAGCUGGCUAAGGCGAAAAAGCAAGAUAUGACAGAGCACCGGAUUUACAUCUAUGGCUCUCUGGCUGACUGCUUCGUAUCGCUGAAGGGUUGUUCUGCUACCUAUUUUGACGCCCUGUGCCCACUGUUCAUCUCAGGUACCAAGGACUCUAAUCAAAGUGCUCGUCAAAACUCAUAUUUCGCCCUGGGCGAGCUUGUCUUUUUUGCUGAAGAAAAGUCAUUCGAAUCAUAUCCGGUCAUCUUGCAUGCUCUUUCCGAGGCAAUUGUCACUGAAUCGAAUGCUGCCGCAAUGGACAAUAUUUGCGGAGCAGUUGCGCGCCUGAUAGUCACCAAUCAUCAGGCGGUACCGCUUGGACAGGUCCUUCCCGUGUUCCUUAACCAUUUGCCGUUAAAGGAAGAGUUUGAGGAGAACGUCAUGGUUCAGAAGGCGUUCCGCGUGCUCUAUUUGCAGGCUCGCCCCAACAUUGAGGCCUAUCUUGAGCAGAUGUUGAUCAUCACUAUUAACUCGGUUUUCCUGAAACAAAUUCCAGACUCCGAAACAACCGAGAGCGCAGUUGCUUUCAUUAAAGAGAUACGCGCUCAGUAUCCGGACAAGUUUAACGCAGUAACGAACUCAAAUCCGGAGAUUUUUAAUUAUGUGCAAGCCCUGUAAGCACACAUAUUCACAAAUGCCACUAAAUAUCCCGGCACACCACACAUAUGCGCUUGACCUAAUUCUAAUCCUCCUACGACCUUCGUCCCCAGACUCAUCUAUUGGAAUUGAUGCAGGUGACGUGAGGGAAUAUUUUAAAGAUCAAGCUCGGAACUACAAUUGUGCUUCUGUGGCGUUAAACUUUCACAAAAUGUUAUAUUUAAAAUUUCAAGUUAUAGUUUUUCCCCAGGCUCAUCUAUUGGAGUUUAUGCAGCUGAAAGUUAUAUUUAAAAUUUGAAGUUAUAGUUUUUCUAAAGCGAAAGACAGCGGAUAAAUGUUUUCUAAUUUAUAAAGGCAUCCAGUGACACAUGAAUAUGUAUUGAAUAGUCUGAAAUAAACGAACCAAUAAA
This is a messenger RNA of Drosophila eugracilis, 3882 nucleotides long. RefSeq names its product importin-4-like. The transcript has 8 exons. NCBI's taxonomy places the organism in Eukaryota, Metazoa, Arthropoda, Insecta, Diptera, Drosophilidae. Gene Ontology annotation, cellular component: nucleus; cytoplasm. Gene Ontology annotation, molecular function: nuclear import signal receptor activity; small GTPase binding. Gene Ontology annotation, biological process: protein import into nucleus. Bases 245 to 3493 code for a protein of 1082 amino acids. The record is from RefSeq and is a predicted model, not a curated record.